Molecule: messenger RNA, 2135 nt
Organism: Amphibalanus amphitrite
Lineage: Eukaryota; Metazoa; Arthropoda; Thecostraca; Balanomorpha; Balanidae
Product: vegetative cell wall protein gp1-like
Exons: 3
Coding region: 192-2135 (647 amino acids)
Source: RefSeq, a predicted model, not a curated record
AGACGUAAAUAUGCGACCAAAUAUGGCGCAUUGUUCGUCAAUUACAAAUUGUAAUGUGCGUUAUACACAAGCCAUUAGGAUGAAUCUUUGUUGAAUAUUUUUGCACAAAUUACUAAUUUUCAAGUGAUUUGGACCCCGAAUCGUGGUUUACUACUGUACUGUUGCAGGGCUUGCUUGACGGCGCGCCUGCUAUGUCCGGUGAUGCGCCCCUGCGCUACGGAUCGCCCCUCAGCUGGCCGCUGGUCCCGCCGCUCGCCGACGACGAUGAAGAUAGCGUCGAGCUGCCAUCCACUGUAGACGUCAAAGCCAUCUGGGACCUGCCGCAGCCAGGUGAUGGGACUCCGCGCGCGGCUCAGCCUGCCUCUGUGUCGUCUACCCCGUCCCCGCCCGGCUCUCCGCCGUCGGCCUCGCUGCAGACGCCGCCGACCCGGCCGCCGCCGCUGCUAGCUCAGUCUCCGCGGGCACUGUCGUUCUCCCCAGAGCUGUCUCCGAAACCGUCGGCGUCUCUGAGGCACCCGUCACCGCCGUCGAUAUACUCGCCACCACAUAACACAACACCAACACCAUUAGCAAAACCAACCGCCAUAUCACCCACUCCACACUUAUCAAAACAGACACUUGCACCCUCGUCAUCGCUACAUGCACUAGCACACCCAUCAUCAUCACCUUCAACUGCAAAAUCUCCCACAGCACAGCCAGCACCAGUGACAGUACCACAACCAACGCGUCCGAAAGCACCGUCACGGACGCCUCUCGCUACACCAAGAUCAACAUCAUCACCGCCACCAUCACCUUCAUCGACUUCACUCACGCUACCACUGGCGUCAUCGCCGUCAUCGCCACGGCCUCCGACGCCGCCUCAGCCGUCAUCGCCAGCAGCGCCGUCACGGCAGAGACGACACCGCGACCGGCGGCCGUCGCGACCGGCGCGACCGCUGCGUCCACAGCCGGCGACGCCGCCACCAGCGUCAGCGAUAGCGACUAGGACACAGCUGGGAUCGCCAUCGCUGUCACCACUAGCGUCACUGUCACCACCGCACUCACCUCCCCUGCCAUCACCACCAGCACCAACAGCCUCGCGAUCACAAUCACUACAGCCACAGCCACAUCUGCGACCGCCACUGCGACCGCCAGCAUCGGCAGCAGCCACGACACUAGUAUCGCCUCCGAAAACCAAAGCAACAAUAUCAUCCCCACCUCUGCUACCCAUAUCAGCAUCACACACAACAAAAACUACUGUGCCAUCGACGUCGCCUCGUUCACCGCCUUCGAUUCUGAGACGAUCGACGUCUCAAACGAAACCAACAACGGCUGCACCACUGCCAACUUCACCGCCGCCGAAGCCGCCCGACGGGCAACGGGCGCCUCCGCUUUCACCGCCGUCAUUGCGGUCGACGCGGCGACGGUCGCCUCUGCCGACCUCCUCGCCUCCAUCUGCGCCUGGGAGCGUUUCGACUCUUUCCGCCGCAUCGCCUCCUCGUGGACUUCUUCAGCCUUCAGAGACGGUGGAGGCGCAUCAGUCGCCGGCGGCGCCUCCCAGUAGACACCUUCACUCGUCUUCGGAUGGUGACGAGUCCGAUAUUGACUCGGACAGCUGGUCGUCGGGCUCCGGCGGCCGUGACUCGGACUCGGAGAGCUGCGGCUGGUCGGACGUGGCUGAGAGUGUGGCUGGGGACGGCGCGGCGCCAGUGGCUCAGCCGCCGCGCGCUGCUGACACCCGGCAGUCCCCGGCGCCGGACGGCCAGCGCCCCGGGUCGGCGCUGGACGGUCACCCGGUGCCGGCGGCCGUGCGGCGGCGGCCGGCCUCCCCGGACUCGAGCUGUGGAGCGCCGGUGUCGAGAGACUGGCGGCCGGCUGAGCCUCCACCGACCGGCGAGCGGCGCGCGGGCUGCCGGCCGCGGCACCGGCCGCAGUCGGAGGCCUCGCCGGCCCGCGGCGCCCGCUGGCCGGCCGGCGCCGCCAGCCCCACCCCAGAGGUCAACAGCCCCGGCCUGCAGCGGCCGACCGGCACCACCAGCUCCCCGAAAACCGGCAGCGCGUCCAUCCAGAGCCCCCAGCGCCGGCCCGCCAAGGCAGUUAACAAUUCUGCAGUUCUAUCACCAGCUCCGAAGGCAAGUCCAUCACUGAACGCUUAA